This is a messenger RNA of Plasmodium reichenowi, 3303 nucleotides long. RefSeq names its product sporozoite surface antigen MB2. The record is from RefSeq and is a predicted model, not a curated record. Gene Ontology annotation, molecular function: GTPase activity; GTP binding. The transcript has a single exon. The annotation marks the transcript as partial. NCBI's taxonomy places the organism in Eukaryota, Apicomplexa, Aconoidasida, Haemosporida, Plasmodiidae.
AAUUAUGAUCAUCCAAAUUAUGAUCAUCCAAAUUAUGAUCAUCCAAAUUAUGAUCAUCCAAAUUAUGAUCAUCCAAAUAAUGAUCAUCCAAAUUAUGAUCAUCCAAAUUAUGAUCAUCCAAAUAAUGAUUAUAGUACAUCACAAUUAUAUAACAGUCAUAAUUUACAAAUCGAUUUUAUAUAUAAAUUACAAUUUACAAAAAUAUUUAAUAUAUGGGAUAUAAUAGAUGUUGAAAUAUUAGGAACUCCACAAAAUGAUUAUAAAUCAAAUUAUAUAUUGACAAUACCAAGAGGAUCUAAAACAUUUAAGAAAAUUUUGAAUUAUUUGAAUAUAUUAAAAGAAAAUGAAGAUAUUAAUGAUAUACAAUAUAAACGUGAUUAUAUGUAUUCUAUUGAUAAUAAUAAAAAUGACAAUAUAAUAGAUCCAAUUAUAGAUAAUCAUCACAUUAAUAAUAAGAAGAAAAAGAAGAAUCUAUAUGAUAUACAGAACAAUAUGAAUCAUUCUUCUUUUAAUAAAUUUCAUACAGAAGACGAAUAUUUAUUCAAUGACCAUGUCCAAGAAAAUUUUCACACCUUUUAUGAAAAAAAUAAAAAAUAUAAAAUUACAUAUGAUAAAGAAAAUAAUCAUAAAAUGAAUAAAUCGUAUUAUUUAAAAAAAAAUAAAGAAUUACCUUUUAAUAAUAAAUUCAAAAAAAUCAUUAAAAAUAUUUAUGACCUUCCUAACACUAUUACUUUAUCUAUGUUAUCUAAAACAAUUAAAAUACCAUUGGCAUCUAUAAAAAAAUAUUUUAUCAUCCACGAAAAUAAAGAAUAUAAUUCAAGUUAUAAAAUUAAUUCACAACAGAUAAAACGAAUAUGUGAACAUUUCAAAAUAGACUGUAAUAUACAACAGCGAGAUGAUAAUGUGCUUACAAAAGUGAAUCCGACAACUAAGGAUUGUCAAGAAAAAGUUUUUAAAAAUGUCAAACAGGACAGAUUGAAGGAAGGUGAACAGGAAAGAGUUAUUAAGGUGGAAGCAAAGAUUAAAAAUGAUGAAAGGGUUAUGCAAGAGCAAAAAGAUACUAAGGAGGAGAAGCACAUGGAUGUACGAGAUAUGGAUGUACAAGAUAUGGAUGUACAAGAUGUGGAUGUACAAGAUGUGGAUGUACAAGAUAUGGAUGUACAAGAUAUGGAUGUACAAGAUAUGGAUGUGCAAAAUAUGGAUGUGCAAAAUAUGAAUAACAGUAUAACACUUAACAAAUCGAUAAGUUGUCAAACCGAUGAAUCGCGAGACGCACCAGGGAGUGACCAAAAUGAAUCGCUGGAUGAAAAAGAUUCGAUGGAAAAAAGUAAAGAAAAAAAAAAAAAAAAAGGGAAAAGUCGAAAAAAAAAUAAAGAUACCAAUUUAACAUUAAAAAGUGAUAGUAUUCAAAAAUCAAAGACCCCCCUGGAUGAUAAAAAACGUAAUGUGGUAGUUACAUUUAUAGGACAUAUUAAUCAUGGAAAAACAUCUUUAUUUGAUUAUAUAUGUAAAACCAAUGAACAAAAAAAGGAGUAUGGACUUAUAACACAAAAUAUAAGAGCAUUUAAAGCAACCGUAAGGAAUAAUUUUACAUUUACUCUUGUGGAUACCCCAGGACAUGAAGCAUUUAUGCCUAUGAGAAGUAGAGGUGUUAAAAUAUCAGAUUUAAGUAUUCUUGUUAUAUCAGGAGAAGAAGGAAUACAAGAACAAACUGUGGAAUGUAUAAAAUUAAUAAAAGAAUUUAAUAUUAAAAUUAUUAUUGCAAUAACUAAAGUAGAUAUUCCUAAUGUUGAUGUAGAUAGAAUAAUUAAUGAUUUGUUAUAUCAUGAUAUAACAACAGAAUUAAAUGGCGGGGAAAUACAAGUAGUAGAAUGUUCUAUUUAUAAAGAAGAAAGUAUAGAUAAAUUAUUAGAUGCCAUAUAUUUAGAAUCUGAAUUUCUUAAUCUCCAAACGAAUCCUGAUAAUAAACAUGAACAGGCACAAGGUGUUGUUUUAGAUUCUUAUAUAGAUAAAAAUGGAAUUGUUUCUAUAAAUUUGUUACAAAAUGGUGUGUUAAAUGUAAAUGAUCAUUUUUAUACUGGAUCAUCCUAUGGAAAAGUGAAGAUAUUAAAAGAUCAUUUAAAUAAAAAUAUUAAAAGUGCAUAUCCAUCGGAUCCUAUUAAAAUUAUUGGAUACAAUAAGAAUUCUGUUCCCGUAGCAGGUGACAAAUUUUAUGUUGUUGAAAAUGAGGCCCUAGCGAAAGAAAUUGCGGAACAUAAUAAGAAUAAAAUGUUAACAAUGGAAAUUAAUAAUUUUACCUAUGAUCAGACAAAUAUGAACAGGUAUAAAGAUUUUAUAAUAUCCAGAGAAAAUAAAAUUGGAGGUUCUUCAGGUACACUGGGAGAAAAUAAUUUAAAAAGUGACAUUGAUGGUAAUAUGACAAGUGAUGAUAAUAGAACAAACAAUGACAAUAUUACAAGUGAUGAUAAUAGAACAAAUAAUGACAAUAUUUCAAGUGAUGAUAAUAGAACAAAUAAUGACAAUAUUACAAGUGAAUAUGAUAAAAUAAAAGAAAUGAAAAUGUAUAAAAAUAAUAAAUCAUUUGAAAAGGAUGAUUUUUUAAAAAUACAUUUGAAUAAUGCAAACGAAAAUGUGAUUAAUAUGGAUCCUUCAACUCAUAUAGUAGAAAAUGAAAUAAAAACAAUAUACUCAAAUUAUAUUAUUAAAUGUGAUAAACAAGGAAGUAUAGAAGUUUUGAAAAAUUGUAUGCUUAAAUUACAAAAAGAAGAUAGUAUAUGUAAAAUAAAAAACAAAAUUAUAUAUGCUGAUAUAGGUAAUGUAACAUCAAGUGAUAUUAAAUAUGCUACAAGUUUUAAUGCUACAAUAAUAGCUUUUGGUGUUAAAUUAUCUAAUGAUAUUAAAGGUUCAAAAAAUUCAAAAGGUUCAAAAAAUAAUAAUAAUUAUCCUAUUAUAUAUUCAAAUGUUUUAUAUGAACUUAUAGAAAAUGUUGAAAAAGAAAUGGAAAAGAAAUUAAGUAAAAAACCAAUGGGUGAAUUAAAAGGAACAGCACAAAUUUUAAAAGUUUUUAAUAUAUCUAAACUUGGAAAGGUUGCAGGGUGUGUUGUUAAAAAAGGUACUAUCUCUAUAAAUAGUAAUAUUCGUAUUUUAAGAAAUGAUAAAGUUAUUUAUAUGGGAAAAAUCAUUUCUAUUAAAAUUAUUAAGGAAGAAAAAACACAAGUAAUAGAAGGUGAUGAAUGUGGUAUAGGUUUUGAUAAUUUUUUGGAUUUUGAGCCAAACGAUAUAAUCGAAUCGUACGAAAAUUAA